This is a messenger RNA of Chelonia mydas (Green sea turtle), 980 nucleotides long. RefSeq lists its product as uncharacterized. Lineage: Eukaryota; Metazoa; Chordata; Testudines; Cheloniidae. The transcript has 2 exons. The record is from RefSeq and is a predicted model, not a curated record. Bases 168 to 980 code for a protein of 270 amino acids.
UCAGCGAAUCUUUCCAGGUGACCAUGCCUCCAUGCGCCAGGCAAUCUCCAGUAUGGAGCAAUGGCAAGGUGCUGGACCUCAUCAGUGUUUGAUGGGAGGAAGCUGUCCAGUCCCAGUUGUGCUCCAGCGAUAGGAAUUACAGUGCCUUCGGGCAGAUAUCAAGGGACAUGAUGGAAAGGGGCCAUGACAGGGAUGCACUGCAGUCAAGGGUUAAAGUGAAGGAGCUGCAGAAUGCCUACCACAAAGCCCACGAGGCAAAAAGACGCUUCAGUGCUGCCCCCAUAACCUGCCGUUUCUACAAAGAGCUGGACGCGAUACUUGGGGGCGACCCCACCUUGACUCUGAGGACCACCAUGGACACUUCAGAGCCCAGUUCAACAAGGCAGGAGGAGGAGGAGGAAAGCUGGAGCAAGGGCGCUGAGGUGGAAGACACCCCAGAAUCCCUAGAUGCAUGCAGCCAGGAGCUGUACUCAAGCCAGGGGGAAGGUAGCCAGUUGCGGAAGCCGAUGCUUGGUGAAGGACAAACACCAGUGGAGGUUCCCACUGCAACCUUGAGAUCUCAGCCGUCCGUGUUAUCACAGGCCGAAAGACUGCAAAGAAUUAGAAAGAGACCACGUAGAAGCAAAGACAUGCUGCCUGAAGUAAUGCAGCAGUCCCUUAACGAGAAUCUAAAAGCGCAAGAGUGGAGGGAGAGUGAAAGGAGGAUCCGCCAGCAGAAUGUGGAUUGCCGGCACAAAAACGCAGAGCUCCGGCAGCAAAGCAUGGAUUGGCUGAUAAGCAUCAUGGAGCGCCAAGCGGACUCGAUCCAGGUGCUCGUAGCCAUGCAGGCGGAGCACUACUUUGCCCGCCCCCACCUGCAGCUCAUCCCAAAACUCUUUCCUUUGUGUCCCCAUGUCACCUCCAACCCACUUUCCCCAACAUCCGGGUUCUUAUCGCCACCAGCUGCCUCCAAUACUUAUAGCUUCACCACUCAGCCCUGA